Molecule: messenger RNA, 165 nt
Organism: Gilbertella persicaria
Lineage: Eukaryota; Fungi; Mucoromycota; Mucoromycetes; Mucorales; Choanephoraceae
Exons: 1
Molecular function (GO): nucleic acid binding
Source: RefSeq, a predicted model, not a curated record
AAAAUCAAAAAACAUAUACGUAGAAAUCCUCUUGAUAAAGCAGAUACUCUUACUUCACGUAUCGCUGAGGCCAUCGCUACAGUCACUACAGAAGACUGUAAGGGAUGGGUACGACAUGUUGAAACUUAUUGGGAUAGAUGUCUCGAUACAGUGAAUUGCGUUUGA